Molecule: messenger RNA, 2532 nt
Organism: Neurospora hispaniola
Lineage: Eukaryota; Fungi; Ascomycota; Sordariomycetes; Sordariales; Sordariaceae
Exons: 1
Coding region: 190-2523 (777 amino acids)
Biological process (GO): transcription initiation at mitochondrial promoter
Cellular component (GO): mitochondrial matrix; mitochondrial DNA-directed RNA polymerase complex
Molecular function (GO): mitochondrial transcription factor activity
Source: RefSeq, a predicted model, not a curated record
GUGUAACAUAACAUCAACAUCGAAAUACCUACAUACCACCCACCAGCAGACAGACAGGAGCACGGCAGCCAUCUCGACGUCUCAUCCUCCCCCUCUCUCUCCUUACUUCUUCUCGUUCUUAUAUCAUCGGCAAACCCGUUCCGUUCCGGACAACCCUGACCCCCCGCCGUCCUCUCCCGUCCACGACCGAUGCUCUCCAGGGUGCGUAACAAUGCUGUGCGCCGCAACUUCGGCCUGGGCCAAGCGCCAUGUAUAUCGUCCAUAAUCACAACCGCCACAUGCCCGAGUGCUGCUGGCCUAUCGGCCAAUUCCCGCGUACAACAAUGGCACGCGCAAAGGACAUACCGGUCCACACAAGCUCUCAAAGCUCAGAAGCCUUCUGCCGGCCAGAUGAUGCGGGAAGCCAUGGGAAUCCUCCAGUCAGUCGGAGCUGCAGACCAAACAUCAGAAGCAAAACCCAAGAGGACGAGGACGCGCAAAGCAAAGACGGCUGAGGAGGACGUUGUAAAUCAAGACGAAACCGCAGAACCGAAACCAACGCGGCGCAAGAAGGCUGCUGACAGUGCCGAGGAUGGAGAAGAAGCAAAAGUUGAAAACAAAGAGCCCAAGAAAAGGAGGGCAGGGCGGCCACGUAUACACAUUCCCGAACCCGAUAGUGCCGAGGCCUUGAAGCUGGCAGCGAAGCAGGCAAAACGAGAAGCUGCAGCAGCAGCGAAGAAGAGGCCCUCACUAAAACCCGCCAAAAUAACGAGGAGCGAUGAGCAAAGCAUGCUGCGACCUUGUGUUGACCCCAUGCAAGAGCGACUAUACGACACCGAGCUUUGGAGCUGGCUCGAUUAUGGGCGCACGUCCAAGAAGGGACUGGCACCCGCACCCAUUAGGAAAUACGAUCGAACCCGAGUCCACGUCACUAGCGAGAAGAUGGUUGACGAUGUCCUCGAUUUCAUGAAGCCCACCUUGACGCGCCACCAGGGCUGCGACAUCAUCGAUCUAAACCCCGGAGCUGGCGUCUGGAGCACCAAGCUGAACGACCUGCUCAAGCCUCGCACCCACCUGCUGCUCGAACCAGACGCGGGCUUCUACGAACCCAUGCUUGAACCGUUGCUUGCCCGAGACGGUAGCAAACUAAUAGCCAAGGACGGCCUCGUCUGGGCGGAGCUAUUGUCGGUACUCACACCCGAGUACCUACCGCACCAGAAAGAGCACCAAUACUCGGCCGACGACGUACCCGAACGGAACGACACCCUCCUAGUCACCGCCAACCUUGGCUCCUACCCCAAGAGAAGAUACUCCAGCUUCGCGAGCGCCACGGCCAUGAUCCUAUACCAGUUCAACCACGCCAUCCGCAGCGGUGCCCUCUUCCAGAAAUACGGUCUGGUACGCAUGCUGCUCUGGCUCGACGACGAGGACAAGGCCGCCAUUCUCCCGCGCAUGGCUCAGCGUCGCCGCCGCGUGGCCGUCGACGCCGAACUCAACUGUGAAUCCAUCACGCACGUGGCGGGCCCCGAUUACUCCGACAUCGAUCCAUCGAAGCGUCUCUGGUUUAGUCGUGACAUCAACAUCGACCGCAGCAGCGCCUUGGCCGCCUUGCAGCGCAUGCGCGAAGCCGGGAUCCAGACCCCCGCUGGGCGCGAGACCAAGAUCCUCCGUGAGGUCUCGCAAAAUCCCGACAGUGUAGUCGCCGCCGGCGAGACGCCCAUCACGUACGACUUCCGUCACCAGGCCGAAUAUGAAGAGCUCUUGAAAGACUUUGAAAAGGGCAAGAUUGUCCUCGCCUCGGAAGAAUACAAGGCCAUGAUCCGCAUGCGCAUCCAAAUCGACUCGGCCAACAAGCGCUUCAGCAAUGUCCACAGCAACAUGGUGAAUUUCCACCGGCUCGUGGACGAAUGGCGGGUUGCCAAGGCGGCCAAUGACGACAAGGAAAUCGCAUCCAUCAUGGAACGGUACAAGGAAUGGGAAAAGUCCUUCAUCGCCCUGGGCUCGACCGCCUGCGGCGACUGGUUCGUCCAGCGCGACAACCUGCACCUGUGGAAGCAGAAGAGCAUGCACUGGGACCGCAGGGCCAUCGAGCCGCUCGUGAUUCAGAGUGACGAGUUUUUCCCGCAUGUGCCGCUUUCCUUGCUCGAUAUCCAGCCCAAGGCCGCGCACAAGGUGUUGCGGUCCAUGGGCCCUAACUCGGAUCGGAGUGGUGACAUGGCGGAAGUGCUGAUGCGCAGCAUCAUGGCGUAUACCAACUCGUCCAUGAGCAAGGUGCUGGAUCGAUUGGCGCCCGGAGCGAGCGAGUUUGUGUAUCCCAUGUGUAAGAGCCUGGUGGAUCCGGAUCAGGGCGGUGUGCCCUUUCCCGGAGCCGCCGAGAUCACGGUGCGGGGGAUGAGCGCGUGGCAGUUUGAGGAUGUGUUGGAGCAGUGGAUGAAGUGGCCCUUCAGACCACCGUUGCAGGAUUUGAUCAGUCAGUUGUCGGAUGAGUAUGUGGAAGCCGAAGGGGAGGAAGGGAAGUUUGGGGGCGUUAGUCCGGAAUUUUAGAGAUAUCGG